Postia placenta MAD-698-R-SB12 is the source of this 807-nucleotide messenger RNA. RefSeq lists its product as hypothetical. The record is from RefSeq and is a predicted model, not a curated record. The transcript is spliced from 4 exons. NCBI's taxonomy places the organism in Eukaryota, Fungi, Basidiomycota, Agaricomycetes, Polyporales, Adustoporiaceae. The annotation marks the transcript as partial.
UCUUCAGUCAUGGCCAACUUUCCAAUCCAGGAGGCACAGCUCAUCUCCCUCUUCAUGCAGAGCACCGUCUACGGCGUCCAUGUCGUGACGUUUCUUAUGUGCAUGUGGGCGCUCCUCCGCCCAUCGAACAGCGGCAGGCCUGUGAACUGGCCCUGGCUGUCCGUCGCGGUGAUCUUGUUUGCGAUUGGGACAGCUGAUGUGUCGUUCAACCUCUAUCAUAAUCUGAUCGCGUUCAUCUAUUAUACUGGCCUCGGCGGCGCACAGGCGCAGUUCGAAGACCUGUCCAGCUGGGUGAACGUGAUGCGGGUCUACCGCUGCUGGAUCAUCUACGACCGUCGGUGGUAUGUGGCCCUCCUCCCAGCGCUGUUGUGGCUUGCCUCCACAGUAUGUGCUGGCGCGGAGGCAUACUAUACUGCCACUCUCGAAGAUAUGUCCACCAUCCCCGACACGAACAUGCUGGAGCCAUUGAUCGCUGCGUAUUGUACACUCACGCUCGCCACCAAUCUGCUUUGCACUGGUCUCAUCGCGUACCGCAUCUGGCGCGUCGACAGGCAGUCCUCGCGGUUUUUCAGCCAGACGUCUCGUGGGAGCGUACGGGUCAGCCUGAGAGAUGUCAACCGGAUCAUGAUUGAGUCCGCGCUGUUGUACACCUCCGCCAUCGCGGUCACCUUCAUCGUGGAGCUCGCGGGAAGUAACGCCGAGUACAACGUCUCCGAUGUCGGCCUGGAGCUUGCCGGGAUCGCAUUCGACCUGAUCAUCAUUCGUAUUGGACGAGGCAUCGCAGCGGGGCAGGUGCGCACGCCGACA